Messenger RNA from Nothoprocta perdicaria, 1680 nucleotides. RefSeq names its product hexosaminidase subunit alpha (gene HEXA). Gene Ontology annotation, molecular function: beta-N-acetylhexosaminidase activity. Lineage: Eukaryota; Metazoa; Chordata; Aves; Tinamiformes; Tinamidae. The transcript has 14 exons. Bases 109 to 1494 code for a protein of 461 amino acids. Gene Ontology annotation, cellular component: membrane. The record is from RefSeq and is a predicted model, not a curated record. Gene Ontology annotation, biological process: carbohydrate metabolic process; glycosaminoglycan metabolic process; ganglioside catabolic process.
CCUUGCUAAGCUGUCAGGCUUGUCCUAGUUGAUCUCAGUUCUAAGAUAAGGUAGUGUUCUUACCCAGCAGCUUUAGGGGAGCUGGUAGGCCCUGUGAGUAUUGCUGCUAUGUCCUUAUUGCCUGGAUUACCUGCUCCAAGACUGUGCUCUGCAGGGAAUGAGCAAGCCCGGGAGCAGCCCUGUGCCCAGCUCCUGGUCUCUGUGGCCACCCCAGGCUGCGAUGGGUUUCCCAGUCUGGACUCCAAGGAGAGCUACAAGCUCUCCAUCUCCAAGGACUCCCUGCUGCUCUCGGCAGAUGCCGUCUGGGGAGCGCUYAGAGGCCUGGAAACAUUCAGCCAGCUCGUGGGGCGGGACGAGGCCGGCACGUACUACGUCAACGCCACGGAGAUCGUGGACUUCCCACGCUUCCCGCACCGGGGCCUCUUGCUGGACACCUCUCGUCACUACCUGCCCCUGAAAGCCAUCCUGCAGACGCUGGACGUCAUGGCUUACAACAAGUUCAACGUGUUUCACUGGCACAUUGUGGAUGACCCGUCUUUCCCAUACGAGAGCGYGGCGUUCCCGGAGCUCAGCAGGAAGGGAGCCUUCAGUGCCGUGACGCACGUGUACACAGCCGACGACGUGCGCACYGUGAUCGAGUACGCCCGGCUGCGGGGCAUCAGGGUCGUCGCCGAGUUUGACACCCCCGGGCACACCCUCUCGUGGGGGCCAGGUGCUCCGGGCCUCCUGACUCCCUGCUAUUCGGGCAAGAAUCUUUCUGGGACCUAUGGGCCCAUCAACCCCAUCCUGAACAGCACCUAUGAGUUUGUGAGCCGCUUGUUCCGGGAGGUCAGCGCCGUGUUCCCGGACUCCUUUCUUCACCUCGGCGGUGACGAGGUGGAUUUCACCUGCUGGAAGUCGAAUCCAAAAAUCCGUGCCUUCAUGCAGGAGAUGGGAUUUGGUGAGGACUUCACAAAACUGGAGUCGUUCUACAUCCAGCGGCUUUUGGACAUCGUCUCUUCCUAUGGCAAGGGCUACGUGGUGUGGCAGGAGGUGUUUGACAACGCGGCGAAGCUGAGACCCGACACGAUCGUCCACGUGUGGAAGGAGAAGUCCCCACCGUACGUGCAGGAGAUGGCACAAGUCACCAAGGCGGGAUACCGGGCGCUGCUCUCAGCCCCCUGGUACCUCAACCGCAUCUCCUACGGGCAGGACUGGAUCAACGCCUACCAGGUGGAGCCCCUGCAGUUUGAGGGCAGCCCUGAGCAGAAGGAGCGGGUGAUCGGCGGAGAGGCCUGCAUGUGGGGUGAAUACGUGGAUGUCACUAACCUGACCCCCAGGCUCUGGCCGAGAGCCGGGGCUGUUGCCGAGCGCCUUUGGAGCAACGUGACGGUGAGGAACCUGCAGGACGCCUACGUGCGGCUGGCCGCCUUCCGCUGCGAGCUGCUCAGGCGGGGUGUCCAGGCUGAGCCGCUCUUCGUGGGCUACUGUGAGCAUGAAUUCAACGGGGUUUGAGUGGAGGCGCCUGCUGCCCUCGCCCUCUGUCACGCAGGAGGAGCCACCUCUCUCUCCCCCUCCCUCAGAGCGACUGUCACUCUAAAGGCACUUCCACACAUUUGCUCUCGCCCCGUCUCAGUGAGCAAUUUUUUAUGUGAUCAAGCCUUCUUUGCCUCUCUUUGAUUAUUAUUUUUAAUCUAAAGA